Molecule: messenger RNA, 1933 nt
Organism: Tinamus guttatus (white-throated tinamou)
Lineage: Eukaryota; Metazoa; Chordata; Aves; Tinamiformes; Tinamidae
Source: RefSeq, a predicted model, not a curated record
AUGAGCAUCACCACCAAGAACUCCUCGUACCGCCGCAUGUUCGGCGGGGGCAGCCGCCCCAGCCCCAGCACCCGCUACAUCACGUCGAGCAGCCGCUACUCGCUGGGCAGCGCCCUGCGCCCCAGCAGCGCCCGCUACGUGUCCGCCUCGCCCGGCGGCGUGUUCGCCACGAAGACGACGUCGGUGCGGCUGCGGAGCAGCAUGCCGCCCAUGCGGCUCCACGACGCCGUGGACUUCACGCUGGCCGACGCCAUCAACACGGAGUUCAAGGCGAACCGCACCAACGAGAAGGUGGAGCUGCAGGAGCUCAACGACCGCUUCGCCAACUACAUCGACAAGGUGCGCUUCCUGGAGCAGCAGAACAAGAUCCUGCUGGCCGAGCUGGAGCAGCUCAAGGGCAAGGGCACGUCCCGCCUGGGCGAUCUCUACGAGGAGGAGAUGCGCGAGCUGCGCCGGCAGGUGGACCAGCUCACCAACGACAAGGCGCGCGUGGAGGUGGAGCGGGACAACCUCGCCGACGACAUCAUGCGGCUGCGGGAGACCGGGGGAUGCCGCGGCCGGGGGCAGGGCGGGAGCCUUUUGUUGAAAAAAGAUGUUGACAAUGCCUCCCUGGCACGUCUUGAUCUUGAGCGCAAAGUUGAGUCCCUGCAAGAAGAAAUCGUGUUCUUGAAGAAGCUUCAUGAUGAGGAAAUCCGAGAGCUGCAGGCCCAACUCCAGGAACAGCACAUCCAAAUCGAUAUGGAUGUUUCUAAGCCCGACCUUACUGCUGCCCUGCGUGAUGUUCGCCAGCAGUAUGAAAGCGUUGCUGCUAAGAAUCUUCAGGAAGCUGAAGAAUGGUACAAGUCCAAAUUUGCAGAUCUCUCCGAAGCUGCUAACAGGAACAACGAUGCCCUGCGCCAGGCCAAACAAGAAGCUAAUGAGUAUCGCAGACAGAUUCAGUCUCUCACCUGCGAAGUUGAUGCUCUUAAAGGAAGCAAUGAAUCCCUGGAGCGCCAGAUGCGUGAAAUGGAGGAGAAUUUUGCUGCUGAAGCUGCUAACUACCAAGACACUAUUGGCCGUCUGCAGGACGAGAUUCAAAACAUGAAGGAAGAAAUGGCUCGCCACCUUCGUGAGUACCAGGACCUGCUGAAUGUAAAGAUGGCUCUUGAUAUUGAGAUUGCCACCUACAGAAAACUGCUGGAGGGAGAAGAGAGCAGGAUUAACAUGCCCAUUCCAACUUUUGCUUCUCUGAACCUGAGAGAAACCAACAUUGAGUCUCAGCCAAUGGUUGACACUCACUCAAAGAGGACACUCCUAAUUAAGACCGUCGAAACUAGAGAUGGACAGGUUAUUAAUGAAACUUCCCAGCACCAUGAUGACUUGGAGUAGAACUGAAGUGAUGAUGAAUAAUUAAUGCAGGAGAACUUACCAGCAAGAUUUAAAAAGUCCAUGUCUUAAAGGAAGAAACAGCUUUCAAGUGCCUUUCUGCAGUUUUUCCAUGAGCGCAAGAUUAUUAUGCUAGGAAAUAGGUCUUAGAUCUUGCAAACUGACUCUCCCUGAAGGAUUAGAGUUUACAAUGGAGUCUAGUUUACAAAUAGCAAUAUCUUGUGCUGCAAUACUGUUUUUAAGUAUCUGAAUCCAAUAAAACUGCUUUUUCCAGCACAGUAUGAGCAACCUGUCGCUACUUCAAAUAAACCUUUGGAAAAUGGCUCUUGAUGUGUUCUAAUUUGUUACUCAAUGACUUUCUGCCAAGCCAUAGCAACUUCAGUCUGAAAUUAACUAUACAGCUGACAACUCCAGUACAGGUGCAUGGGAGCUUUAUGGGUUUUUCAUUUUUCACUAGACAAGAUGUUUCUUACCCAUUUCUUACUUGAGUUUGGAUCCAGCUAAAAUGAGCUAAAACUGGCAGAUAUGUAAUGUCUUAUUUCUUACUUGAAUAAAAGAAGAUUCUUCA